Messenger RNA from Grus americana (Whooping crane), 3206 nucleotides. RefSeq names its product talin rod domain containing 1 (gene TLNRD1). Lineage: Eukaryota; Metazoa; Chordata; Aves; Gruiformes; Gruidae. The transcript has a single exon. The record is from RefSeq and is a predicted model, not a curated record. The coding region runs from base 1358 to 2425 and encodes 355 amino acids. Gene Ontology annotation, molecular function: actin binding.
ACGAAGGGCGGUGACACCGCACAAAAGAUUUCGAUAGGCUUAAGUGAGGUUACAGCAAAGGCAACGGGGAGGGGGGAGCCUCCCUCAGAGCCAUGCAGCGUCUGGCUGGCAGAUCCGCCGCAGCCGCCUCUUCCCAAUAGUUUGUCUGAAAGCCUGAGAAAGGGAAUUUAAAAGAAGAUCCUCCCCGCUUUCUUUUUUUUGCUUUUUUUUUCUUUUUUUCUUUUUUUUUUUUCCCUGGGAGUUGGCGACUCAGCCAGAAAACAUGGCAGGAGGAGCGCAAGGCCGGGCGGGUCGCAGCAUCCGCGGCUGUAGCCCGGAGCCACCACCCUUGUUUGCGGGAAGAGCCUAAGUUGGUGCGGCGGCGGCCACAGCGGGAGCCGGGCGAGGAGGGGCCGGCGGCGCCGAGUCUGCGGGGCCCUGGGCGACGGGGCAUGGACCGCGGCGGCGGGGAGCGAGCUCGCAGCGGCCGCGUGAAUGGUCGAGGCAGGAAGGAGUGAGGCAGCGGCAGAAGGAAGGGGAACGGAUCCCGCCCGCCCGCCCCCAGCACCCGGAUCCGGUGGAUUUUUUUUUUCCCCCUCUAUUUUUUUUUUUUUCCUUCCCCUCCCGCGGUCCCCACCCCCACUCCCGUCCCGGCUCCCCGCGGUGCCUUCCCCGCGGUGCCCUCUCCCCUCCCCGGCCCGGCGGCGGGGUACGCGGCGGGGCUGUGGCGGCGCGGGUCGGCGGGCGGGCCACACCCUCCGCGGCGCUUCCUGCGAGCCGGCGGCGCGGGGCCGCGGCGGGCGCGCCGGGGGCGGCACAUGGUGCGCAGCCGCCGCCCCUCCGGCCCUUGCGAGCUGCGCCCGGCUGGCGCUCGCCGACCGAAGGAGCCGGGGGCACGGUAGCAACUUGGAGGGCUGCGCCCUUGCCCGAACUCCGUGCGACUGCUGGGCGUCUCUGAGGUAUUCCGUCUCGUAAAGGGAACUUUGCGCAGGAUCCCGCAGCCGGGAAGCCGGAGGAGGUGGUGGAAGGGAGGGAAGCCAACGUGCGGAAAAAGAAAAAAAAAAAAAAAAAAGAUAUUUUUAGCUAAACGAUGCCGGAACGGGGCCCGGGGGCUCCCGGCGAGCGCCGACCCGCCGCGGGAGAGCCGUAGGAGCGGAGGCUGGCGCCGGAGCGGGGCGGGCGCCCCGGCGGAGCUCGCUCCCCGCAGCAGCGGCAGCCCCGGCGCCCAGAGCCUUUUCUUGCUUCCCGGCGAUUAAUGGAAUGAUGUUGCGGAAAAGGCAGAGCGAUCCUGCCGGGCUCAGUCGGGACUGCUCGGGCGGCGGUGGCAGAGGCGGUGGCAGCGGGGUAGCGAGCGGCAUGCGAGUGCCCCCCCGGCGCUAUGGCUAGCGGUGGCUCUGGCAAGUCCAGCAGCGAGGUGUCUGGCGGCGGCAUCCCCAGCAGCAGUUCCCUGCAGAGGAAGAAGCUCAUCUCUAUCUGCGACCACUGCAAGAUCAAGAUGCAACUGGUGGCUGAUCUGCUGCUGCUGUCGAGUGAGACCAGGCCGGUGAACACUGAGAGCCUGUCUGUCUUCGGUGAGUCCUUCGAGAAGUGCAGGGACACGAUCAUUGCCAGGACCAAAGGACUCUCCAUCUUGACCCAUGACGUCCAGAGCCAGCUCAACAUGGGACGCUUCGGGGAGGUGGGGGAAAGCCUGAUGGAGAUGGGGGAGCUGGUGGUCUCCCUGACCGAAUGCUCUGCCCACGCUGCCUACCUGGCUGCAGUGGAGACUCCGGGGGCCCAGCCUGCUAUGCCCGGCUUGGUGGAUCGCUACAAGGUGACCCGAUGUAGGCAUGAGGUGGAGCACGGCUGCGGGGUCUUGAAGACCACCCCUUUGGCAGAUAUGAGCCCUCAGCUUCUGCUGGAGGUUUCUCAGAACAUGUCCAAGAACUUGAAAUUCCUGACAGACGCCUGCGUGCUGGCCAGUGAGAAAUCCAAGGAUAAAUUUGCUAAGGAGCAGUUCAAACUCAGUGUCAAAUGUAUGAGCACCAGCGCCUCUGCCCUCUUGGCCUGUGUCAAGGAGGUCAAGACUUCACCCAGCGAGCUGACCAGGAACCGAUGCGUCUUGUUCAGUGGACCUUUGGUGCAGUCUGUCUAUGCUCUGGUGGGCUUUGCCACUGAGCCCCAGUUUUUGGGUAAAGCUGCCACCAUUAAUCCAGAGGGCAAAGCUGUGCAAACUGCCAUCCUAGGAGGAGCCAUGAGUGUGGUAUCUGCUUGUGUGCUCCUGACCCAAUGCCUCAGGGAUAUAGCCCAACACCCCGAAAGUAGCACCAAAAUGAGCGAUUACAGGGAAAGGUUGAGGAACUCAGCUUGCGCCGUCUCGGAUGGUUGCAACCUGUUAUCUCAGGCACUAAGAGAAAGAUCUUCACCCAGGACUUUACCGCCAGUGAACUCCAAUUCUGUGAAUUAACCCCCACAUCUUCUGUUUAGAUCCCAGUCAUUGCUAAAGGAAAAUAAUAUCCCACCUCCUCGCCCCUUUUUUGUAUACCAAAGAAUUUGCUUGGAUGAGCCCAAUCCUUUGAUUUCAUGUGGUGAAGAAGCAGAGCAUAUUCAAACUAUACGUACUAAUAAAGGUAGCCAGUUUUGGCUUCUUGUUACUUUACUUUAAAGUCAAGCAAGUAUCUGCAGAUAAAUUUUCCUUUAUUCAACAAGGUCUUUCACAAAAAUGGUAAUAACAACUGUUUAAAAGUUUUUUAUAUUUGGGGAGGUGGGGGUAUCUUAGAAAAAAGAGGAAAAAAAAAAAGCUUUAAUCGCGCUGGGUGCGGUUUUUAAAGUUUGUCUUGUCUUGUCUUCCGAAAUUUCCCUUCUAAAUUUUACUGUUCGGUUGUGCAGGCAAAAGGUUACCUCAGUUCUCACUCAUUUAAAAAAAAAAAUGAAAAAACCCAACAACACAUAGAUGAUGGAUGUAGCUACUAUUUUGUUUGUUUUUGUUUUGUAUGACUUUUUUAUUUUGCAUCAAGUGUUAGGUUAGAAGUGCAUUUGGUGUGUAGGAGUGGAAGGACUGGAGGUUGUGAUUAUGUUUCCAUGUGUUGAUUUCCAAACUGGGGGAAAAGCUACUGUGAGUGUUUAAACAAACAAACAAAAAAUUACACUAUAACAAAAGUGAUUUUUAAUUUUUUUUUUCCAAUGUCAGUUUUUAUCUUGCAUGUACUGGAGUAUUUAUUUCAUCUAUUAAAAUGUUAUGUUUCUCA